CACGGCUUCCCGUCAUGCACCGGGGCAUUACAUAUAAUCGCUUCCUCGGCGCCCGCUCGGCUCCAUUUUACACAAAGAUCCCCCCCACACCCCGUAAGUGGAGACAAGAUGGCGUCCAGCGCUCUCAUCAAAGUGAAGAUCCAGAGAAGCAUACCGGCUAAAGGCGACGAGGGAUCCGCCGAGGGUUCAGCCGGCAGUAACGGGGCUGUGGAGGAGAGCAAGGAGUCCAGGUGAGCAAUGGCGGGCUCUCCGUGUAGGCCCCGGCUAGUCGCGCGAGCCUCGGUGUUUCCUGCAGCACUGGCCGGCCUCGGUGACCGCCUCCCCGGGCAGGCAGGCAGGGAGUGCUGCAGGCUCCGCUACACGUGUGGGGCUUUCUCUGUUACUAUUAUUAUUUAUUCUAGCUGUCGCAGUGUAUGAAUGAAUGGCUGUCUGGUGUGUUGGACUAGGAUUUAGUUAUAGAAGGGCUGAUAGAUACAUUUGUUUUUUUUUUUUAUUAAAAAUUUUUGAGCUUUUUAUUAAUCUACGUAUGAAAGGGCUGCUGGCUUUUUUUAAAUUUUAUUUUGUUAGGGCUUAUAGGUGUAACCAAAUAAUCAGCCUGAACCUGGGAGCAAGCAGCUUAAUGUAACUCCUACAGCAAGAACACCUCCAUUUAUAUAUUCUGAUUAUUUGAUAUUUAAAGGAACUGAAUAACUGGUGGUGGAACGUCCAAGCUGGUUUUCAGCUUCAUUGAUCCGGAUUAUUUAGAUUUUUUUUUUUUUUUGUGUGAACAAUGCUUGAUCCUUCAUAGGAGUUAGGCAUGCAGCAAUGGAUUUAACAUUUUAAUUUAAAAUGCUUUUACAAUUGCAGAUGUACAAUGUUAAAGUUGUUCAGUUGGGCAUGUUAUAUACCUCCUGUGCUCUCUUAACUGUUUCAUUGUUUUCCAUAGCUGUUUAUUGUGGAUUUGAUGAACGUGUGUCUCAUCACAUUUUUGCUUGUAUCCUAGAAAUCAAUGUGUUCCACGUGUAAUGCAUUGCUGAGCAGAAUUUAUUAUUUAUUAAGAUUAGGACUUGCUGGUGAAUGUGUUUACUGCACAUUUGGUCAUUGUUAAUCAAUAUAACACUAAUGAAAUGCUAAGGGCAGUGAUUUGUGGGACAGUCUGCUAACUUGGUUAACGUUUCUUAGUGUUGGUCUUGGUAGUACUAGGUAACCGCAUGUUUGUUUUGCUAUUUAUUGCAAAUGUGCUUCUCAUCCUUCAAACACUAGAACAACUUUUGCUUUAAGGGACGCUAUAGACAAUAGAACUACAGCUUAAUGUUGUUUUGGUGUCUACAGUCUGUCCUUGCACACUUAAUGUAAAGGAGGAAAGGCAGUGUUUACAUUACUGUAGUAACAUCUCUAGUGGCAGUCACUCAGCUGGCCACUAGAGGUGCUUGCUGAGUCAGUGAUACUGAAUGCUCCCAAUAGAUGCAUUGAUUCAAUGCAUGUCUGAGAUGUUGACUGGUGCAGUGCAGAAUUCAGCAGUGUAUGUGUCAUAGCCUUCUUAUGCGUUCCUAUGGGAAAUGGUUUGAUUACCUACAUUGGAAGUAGGGAUUGACCAAUGUGGUUUUUUUUUUGGUUUGUUUUUUUUAGAGCAGAUACUGAUAAUCUGAACAGUGUGUGUGCGUAUAGUGUGCGUGCAUAUAGUGAUGUUAAAGGGAUUGUUAAAGGGAUUCUCCAGUGCCAGGAAAAAAAGAAAAAAAAACUGUAGUGCCCCUCUCCCUCCAACCCCACAUCCCAAGUUGCUGAAUGGGUUACUACUGAAUAAUGCUUUCCUAUGGGGAGGUCUAAUAUGCAUGUGCGGCCAUUGUCGCGCAUGCACAUUAGGACACCCCUGCUGCCCCCUCCCCUGCCGUCAGCUGGCGGGGGUGUCCUAAUGUGCAUGCGCGGCAAUGGCUGCGCACAUGUAUUAGACUUCCCCAUAGGAAAGCAUUAUUCAGUAGAUAUCUGCAAUGCUGGGGGUGCUCACAUAGCGUGAGGACGUCCAGCGUGGCUUAAAACACUUUUCGUGUGUGUGUGUGUGUGUAUAUGUAUGUAGUAGUGGGGGCACAGCACGCUUACUUUCCCAGCAGCUCUCCUGUCUAACUCUCGCGGAUGGUGUGCCAUGCGGAGCGUUGCCAUGGUAGCCCGUUUCAACACUCUGACGGCCGUGGGACUUGCGAGAGUUAGACCGGGAAGGUAAGAGUAUGCUGUGCCCCCCAGGACCCUGGUGGCGGCCCUAGUCUGCAAUACCUGUAUCUUUAUUGGCCGAUACCGAUAUUGCUGAAAAUACAGACUAUUGGCCAGACCGAUAAUCUGUCAAUCCCUAAUUGGAAGGAUACCAGGACACUCCAGGUACCAUAGCCAUUACUCUGUGCUGUAGUGGUUAUGGUGUUUGGUAUGAUCCUUGAAUUGAGUUCUCCAUUGAAAAUCUAAUUAUUUAUUCACUGUAUAAUCUACACCUCUAAAGAAAACAUGGCUGUUUGAUUGUUAUGCAUGUUUUGGGGAUAUAUGAACAAAUAACUUGCAUAGGUUGCAGAUCUUGUGUGUGCAAGCCUCCCCUCUUUCCCGUGCGCAGACUUUUAACUUGUCUUAUGUGUCAAAUGAUCAAAUUAUUUUUCAGUGAUUCAGGACAGCAGAAUGAUAAGCGCAAGGAGAAGACCGUUAAGAAAACAAGUCGCUUCGAACCCUAUAAUCCACAGAAACGGUAUAGAGCAUUCAUCUCCAAUAUUCCCUUUGAUGUCAAGUGGCAGUCGCUGAAAGAUCUUGUUAAGGAAAAAGGUAAUGGUCAUCAUGCAGACUUGGACUGCUGCCUUCAUUAUUUUUCACCUCUUCUGUCUGGAACUCUGUUUCAGCUUUGACGUGUUGUUGGCUGGCACUUUGUGCCCUGAUUUUCGGCAUCGGUUAAAUUAUACAUCUGCCUUGGAAACGAUCUUUAGAAGGUGGUGGUUCUGUGUUUAAAGUUUGGUAAAGAUGCCUUUAUUUUUACAAUAUCUUUAGAGGCUAGUGAUUAACUUUUUAUAAUGAGCCUCUUGCUUGAAUUAUGUUAAGCACAUGACCAUAAUGUGGCUUACAUUUUCAAAUUCAUUGUAAUUUGGUUGUUUAUACAGUCUCAAUUUGCUCUUUGCUCCUUUGACUACUUUAUGCACACGGUAAAUAUUUCCUUGGUAAUUCACUCUAGUAGUAAAAUUAGCACCUGUCCAUGUGAAAAUGCCUUUGGCUUUUUAACUGGAAUACAGGACAGAUCUGAAAAUUAGCUUGGGUAUAAAAAUUUGUCACCGAACUGACACAAAGGUAUGUUUUUCUUUUUACUGUGUUCAUAAAUGUUUGUAGUGGGCUCACCUGUUGUGUGAUGGCUGUUAGUUUGACUGUGCAUCUUGUGAUAUGGUUGUGGUUAGCUGCUCAGCGGCUUAGGGUCCAAAUUUAAUAGGUGAAGUGCAUCAAAUGACUUCAUUAUGAGCUUCCAGUUGAAACUCUGCUCCUUAAAUUCCAGUCAUGUGUAUUCUCCGAUGUAUAAUUUUUGUGUGCUUUUUGAGAAGUUGUAUUCAAGUUGCUGUAGUAAUAUUCUCCCAGGUCAAAUUUUAGUUUUGAAAUCUCUAAUCUUCUACUACCAAUGCGAAACGAGGCUGGCCUUCAAUAUUGGAUUAAAUGUUAAAGAUAAAGAGUUUGUGGUCUAAGCUUGAGACACGUCUGUGUUCAUCCAUUUGAUCAGUUCUAAAAACAAAAUCACUUAUUAGAUCCUUAUCUUUGGGAUCGUUAAUUUAAUAUUGAUACAUUUAUUUAAAUUGUAUGUUUUUAAAUCCAAAAGUAGAGCUGGUGUUAUUGAACUGUAGUUGGUGCCUCCUAUUUUUUUUUUCUUCCAUUGGUAUUGAAUUUAACAUGCUGUAUCUUCAGACUGGUUCUCACAGGCUGUGUAUGUAAUCCUGUUAGGAUCUGUCUAUGCCUCUUGGUAACUUAUUCAAAUUGGGAUUUGUCAGGAUCUUGUUUAAAAGUGUGCAGUGCAACACUUCUUCCCUCCAUGAUCUUAUUACUUUCGUUAAUGCUUCUACACAAAUGUAAUGGGUUUUGUUUUGAGUAAAUCGAUUUGCCUUUAUCCGGUAUAUUUUGAUUAAUGCUGGGAAAUAUUUCAUGAAGACCAGAUAGCUGUUUUUUAUUUUAACUAUAUGCAAAUUCUUGCUUUAAAUGUAUUCUCUAAGCACCAAAAACAAUUAAAUUUUUUUCGGUGUACAGAUCAUUCCCCUGCAGUGUCAUUGCUAUAUACUCUACCAUUUAGGAGUUAAAAGAACACUAAAACAUUCAGAAUACAUGUUCUUAUUCAUAAUGGUUUACUGUCCAUGUCCCCAUGACUGAGCCUAUGUCUCCUGCAAGGUAUCGGAGGAGGCAAGUUCUCCUCUGCCGAUGUCCAAUCCAUUGCUCUUCAUAGAAGAGCAUUGGUGAUGCACAUGUGCCGAUUUCAUUCAAGCCUCCCCUUAGUAAAGCAUUGAGCGAGUGCUUUCCUAUUGGGGCUUUUGCAUCAGAAUUGCCUCUAGUUGUUGUCAGUAUGAUAGCAACUAGAGAAGGUUUUAUCCCUUCCAUGUAAGCAUAGUAGUUACUUUAAAGGACACUAUAGGUACCCAUGUAUGUCAAUGGAGUGGUCUGUGUGCCAUGUACUUGUAGUUUUAAUCCUGCAACUGAAAAAUUGCUGUUCUGCAGAAACGACAGUUUACGUUGCUAGAUUUAAAUAUUCCAUUACGAAUACAUGUGUGUGUUCCUUUAAACUGUAAUGUCUUACAUUGCAGGGUUACAAGCACAGAACCACUUCUCCCGAAAUGAAGUGGCUUGGGUGUCUUUAGUGCUCCUUUCAAUCAUGUGUAUGCAGUCCUAGCCACACCUGCUGUGCCUGUAACUUGCAUAGCCUUUCUACACACACGUCCUGUAAUAGCAGGUCUAAUUUUAAAACUUCCUUUAUUACACUUUGUGGGUUUUUUUUAUAUAUAUAUAUAUAUAUAUAUAUAUAUAUAUAUAUAUAUAUCUUUAAUAGCCUUCAGGAGCCUCAUUAGUGUGAUUUUUAUUUAUUUUUUUAUUUUUUUUAAAUGGGUUUCUCCAUGCAACAUGACCAUUUCAGUAACUUGAAGUGAUCAUGGUGUCUGGAGUCUGUAUGUGCAUAGUUUUACUCUGAAGCACUGCACAUACAGAUAUUAAAGGGACUCUAUAGUCACCAGAACUACAGCUUAUUGUAUUUGGUUUUUCUGGUGAGUAUGAUCAUUCCCUUCAGUCUUUUUGCAGUAAACACUGUCUUUUCAGAGAAAAUGCAGUGUUUACAUUACAGCCUAGGGACACCUCCACUGGCCACUCUUCAUAUGGCUACUAGAGGUGCUUCCUGGGACAGCUCUGCCUAGUGUGCAGCACUGCCAUUUAAUGUCUCUACCCUCGGCAAAGAGACACUAAAUGUUCCUCAUAGCGCUGCAUUGAUUAUGAGGAGAUACUGAUUGGCCAGGGUUUGGCCUGUGCUGGCUCUGCCUCUGCCUCCUUGACCGUCUCAGCCAAUCCAAUACUUUCCUAAGGGCUUUGAUCAACACCUCUGAUGUCAGCCAAACAGGCAGAGCCAGUAGCAGAAUGGAAUAAAAGUAAGAUUUUACUAUAUUUAGGUCAGCCAGGGGGACUAGAAAGUGUUUUAACACUAUAUAGGGUCAGGUAUGCAAGAUCACUGCAGAAUCGGCAUCUGGCUACUGCUGCUCUUCAGCUGGCUGUAAUGGUUAUGAUGGUUGGAGUAACCCUUUAAAGUUCAAUUAGCAGAGCAGAAGGUGAGAAAUUCUAAAGUGAACACCAUGUGCUCUAAGACACUUUAAAGUUAAAUCAUUUUUCCAAGGUUGUGUGAUGCACACUUUGGGUGGCUGGGCUUACAUAAACAAGUCACUUAACUCCUAAAUAGCAGAGAACGAAGUAGUGAGUCUGCAGGGGCAUGAUCUGUAUACUAAAACUGUUGUAAGUUAGGUUUUUUUUGUUUUUUUAAAUGUUUAGUGUUUCCCUUUAAAUCGGUUUUGAAGGCUCCUCUUCAGGGCAUCUUAUUACUGAACAACUUCCUUACAUACUUUAUUACAAUAGUUACUCUUGAAUUUCUUUUGCAUAGAAAUGAUUUAGGAUUGCGAUAAAUGUAAUUACUUUAUGCUCCCUUGCUGUUAUAAAGGUUCUAGGGAAAGCAAUUGUCAGUCUGCGUUGCUGAUUUUAAAACUUUCCUAGCUUUCAACGCAAUUUGUAUACAUUUUGUAAAACAAAUCACAUUUUAAAUGUGACUGUACACAAAGCUGUGCUAAAAUAUUGUUUUGGAAAAUAGUCCCCAUGUCUCACAGCCUGUUCGUAAUACUGCUUUGGUGCAGAUAUAAUGGCUUGAUACAUUGUGAAAAUAGCAGCUAUCUCCAUAGUUGGAAUUUUUUUUUUGUAAGUAUUUUGUAGUUGGUAUUUUUCUUGUGGCCUACCUACAGUAUGCUGCGUUCUCUAAAAUGGAGAAUCCGUUCCAAUGGAUAAUUCUCUAAAAUGAUUUUUGUGUCUGAUAACUUGUGUUUUAUCUCAUCCAUCCUCAAUAGCAUAGUCUGUUGCCAACAUAUAUAAUUUUUUUUUAGCCAUCACGUGAAGUUGUUGAUACUUUGUCCGGUAGAUGCUAAAUGUAAAGAUAUACUUCUCUGACUGCUGGCUUCAUGUUUACGGGAGCGGGGGUUAGUGCUAACUUUUCGAGUGAAGACGGUAGAGUAAAAAGUGUUAAACUUUGUUGUUGGAAAAUCAAUUAAAGUAAUUUCAGUGUUUAGGUCUGUCAGUAAAUGUUACAUUUUUGGCUCCAACUAAAUGCCACUGGGUUUGGAUUUUUAAUUCUUGCUGAUUACAUUUGCCCUUUGCAUUUUCUUAAUUUUUUUUACCCCCAGUUAAUUCAGAAUCGAACACUUGUGCAGUUAUUUUUUUUUUACCCCAAAAUGUUCUAUUUCAGAUCUUAUGUUUGUUUCAUGUUUCAGAAUCAUUUGUGGUAUUUAUUUAAACUUUUAAGGAAACUUUCUUCCUCAUGAAGGGUUUUUUUUUUUUUUUUUUUUUUGAGUGCCAAGUGGUUACUACUAAUUGUCCUGUGAGUAAAUUGGUCAUGGUACAUAUGUUUCUCAAAAACUGGUUCUUUAGAUCCAAAAUUUACGUAAUUUGUUGUUGUGCAGGAAAGGAUUUUUUCCACCCACAAAGUCCUUAGACUGCAUGUUUUUCUUGUAGUGGCAAUUUUCAAAUUUGAAAUACAUGGUUUGCUUAUAUGCAUAUAACGAUUCCAUUGUACAUGGCAAAGAAUAGCCUUUGUAAGUGGAUUUGGAGGAUUAUAAGCUAAAAUUGCUCAAGUUGCCUGCACACUUUUAUACCUUGCUGGUCUAGUGAAGUCUCCGGCCUUUCUCAGAGGCUCUUUCUGAAGGUUGUCGAUGAUUUGUUCUAAAUUCCCAUUAUUUUCUUGGCUUUUCUCCUAUGGUAUAUGUGUCGUCUGGAAACUGAUUUGUAGUUGGUGAGGUAACAUACGUGGAGCUCUUAAUGGACGAUGAAGGAAAGUCAAGGGUAAGUCACUGUGAGAUCCCCCUUUCUACGGAUUUAUGAGUUCCCGUGUUAAAAAUGUGGGCGCCGAUAUCUUGGGAGACUAGGUUUUGUAUAACUAAACAACCUGGCAGUGUGUCUGGGUGGGAAUUCUUGGCAAGAUCUUUAACCUUUGUGCAAGAUCUGAAGGAAUCUUUAGUUGGAUGUAAUGGUUUUGAAUUUAUGUGGAGCAGAAAAUAAAGUGUCCUUUUAAGAUUUCCUUUACUGCCGUGGCCAAGUAUAAUGACACUUGUGAAUGGGUUUGCAACUAUAAUAUGUGACUUUAACUUGCAGUGUUAUCACAAACUUUAGACAUCAGUGAAAUCCGUACUAUCUUGGAUGUAUUUAUUUUCCAUCAAUAGACACUUUUUGUGUAGUAUUUUGAAAAAAGAUUUGAUUCUUCUGGCUCUGUUCCAUUUAGUUAGAAGUUUUGUAAGAAAUCACAUAUUUCCUUGCACUCAGUGACUAGUUGUAAAAUCUUGAUUUCGCUGGAGUGUUUGAGUAGCAGAGCACUGUGCUAUAUCCUUCGUUGUGAACAGCCCAAACUCUAAAAAAAAAAAUAAAUAAAUAAAAAAAAAAUGUCCUAGUUCUUACUAUUUAAACUAAUAUUUUCUUUUUGUUUUCUCCUCCUCUUUGUACAUGUGACCUGCUCAGGGAUGUGCGUAAGUAUCUUUUUUAUUAAAUAUGCUGCUUUAAUAAUAUAUAUUUUUUUCAGGUUGUGCAUUGCCUAACAAUCAAUUUCUCUCUUAUUCAGUUCUGUGGAGUUUAAACAGGAGGACAGCAUGAAGAAAGCUGUACAAGUUCUUAACAAGCAUGUUCUCAAUGGAAGACCGUUAAAAGUCAAGGAAGUACGUAAUGUGUAACUAUAGUAGGACUUUGUAUAAACAUGACUUACCCUAAAGGGAAACCAUAGUGCCAGGAAAGAAAUGUUGUAGUGCACACCUCCCCCAUGAGGUGCAGAAGGGGUUUAAAAACAAACAAAAAACACCUUCUGUCACUUACCUGGGUCCAGCGACGAUAUCCGCCUCCGUUACUCCCCUGCCAACAUCAGCCGGUGGGGGAGACACAUAAUGUCCAUGCCCGGCAAUGACCGUGAGCGCAUUAGGUUUUUCCCAUAGGAAAGCAUUAUACAAUGCUUUCCUAUAGGGAUUCCGGUGACGCUGGAUGUCCUCAUGCAUAGCGUGAGGGCGACCAAAUACUGCCUAACAGCCCAGAAGUCUCUCUGGCAGACAGUCCUUAGAGGUGGAUUUACCCCACAAAGAAAAAUAUUCAAUAAACUGAAGUGGUUUGGGUGUCUGUAAUGUCCCUUCAAACAUUUUACACAAAGCUGCAUUAGGACAUGCCAUAUUAACUGCCAAAUUUGAUGUCAUGAACAAAAAGCAUUAUAUAAUUCAAAUGAAUAUUCAUAUUGUUCAGUGCUUGUAAGCUUGCAUGUGCAAGUAUGGAGAAAUGCAGCAGAUAUUUAAAUUUUUAAUGAUUACUAAAUUCAGGCAAACUCAAAAUUCUGUGUUUUCUUUUUUGUUUGUUUGUUUUUUUUUUUUUUUAGUUUUACAAAUGCAUUCACAGCCAUUUGCAUUCUUGGCUCGGAAUGAGGAGUGAAUAGUGAUAAUAGGAUGAUUAUUAAUGUGCCUGAAAAUGAAGCACACAUGGCUGGAGGCACUACUAUGUCUUGAAUAGUUGUGUUGCUUAGAGAGUCCUUUUAACUUAAGUGUUAUUCAAGAAUUCUGCACUGCAAAAAUGUAUUAGUUUAGACCCACAAUGAUCAAGCUUCUGACCUGAGUCAUUGCACACAUAUAGUCUACUGGAGAGAUUCUGUAGAAGCAAUGAUACUGUGGUGAAACCUGCUCUAGCUGUGUUUUAUGAAUUUAAAGAAACACCCAAAACCCCUAAAGAACUUGAGAAAUCUGCACUUUUGUAAAUCACCUAAGUUGCAUCCUCUUUACUGUCAGACAAUUGUGAGGCUUUUAAUUCACUUGCUCAAUGUGGAAGUGAUGGUUUGUCAUAGAGAAGCACUGGAUUCAAUACUUUUUUUUUUUUUUUUUUGGUCGCCCAUGGUGUAGCUGUGUAAAGAAACCUAACUUGUCGCUAGAAAAAGGGCUUACUGCAAUUGAAUCAGAAGUAGUUAAUGGCAUACUGUUAUAGGGACUGUAAAUAAAAUUAUAUUGUAUUACCUGUUUGUAACCGUUUUGACAGUAGUUUUAAACAAUGUAAUCUGUGAGCUUUUUCUAUCUGGCAACUUAAUACCUUAUUACUGUGAAAACAUUUAUAUAUAAUAAAAUAUUGUUACUUUAUCCUAAUAAUGCACCAUAUGUGAUUCUUUCUUCAGGAUCCUCAUGGAGAGCGUUUAAGAAGAGCUGCACAAAGCAUUGUCUCUCAGGGCUCAAUGGGCAUGGGAGGUCCAGGUCCAAUGGGCAUGGGAGGUCCAGGUCCAAUGGGUAUGGGAGGUCCAGGGCCCAUGGGAAUGCCUGGACCAAUGGGUAUGGGCGGUCCCGGACCAUUAGGAAUGGGUCCUGGUCCAUCUGGUGGCAACAUGAAUAUCCCAGCCAGCAUUCUCAACAACCCUAACAUUCCUGUUGAUAUAAUCCACGCCUUGCAGUCAGGAAGGCUUGGGAGCACAGUCUUUGUUGCAAAUGUAAGUAUUCUGUGCCUUCCAUGUGUAAUCUUGAAAUUGAACAGCAGCUCUUUGAGAGCUGAAUUUCUAUCCUUUUAUUAUGAGACUUCUAAAUGCAUUAUUUAUAUAAUCAAAGGAAUUGGAACUGUGCUUGGUUAUAUUCUCUGGAAGCUAUUGUGAUGUUUUGCGUUAAAGUUAAAUGCAGUAUCAUUAACACGAUGUAUUUAACUGUUCGUUUGAGCUCUCUUCAAAGCUGAGAUUUUUAUUGCAUGAUCACCUUAAGAUCCUCUUAUGCCUUCUAGAGGCUGCACUGCCUCCUGAACAACCUAAGCAGAAACGAUUAAUUUUCGCUAUGAUGCACAGUUUAAUCUGACGUGAGGACGUGUGCUAUUCUUGCAGCCCAUGUACUUUGUCACUUAAAAAAAGUGCAUGAAUCUGAAACCCUACACCCUGUGGCUUCCAUUCAUGGCUGGCUGUGCCACGGCUUCUGGGUUUAGGAAAACUCCAAAAAUCUUAUUGGGGGCAAGUGGAAACUUUCAGUUAAUUUUUACUUGGGUUAUUACGUUUUUACAUUUUGGACUUUAAAAAAAAAAAAAAAAAACCUAAUUCAGUAUGUGCAGUUGGAUAUACAGUAUACAAAACAAUCGGGGGGUCUGAUUUGCACUUGUAAUGCAGAUCCAGUUUUGGUUACAAACAACUCUGACCUGCUUUCAAAACAGACGUGCUCACAUAUUUGCAUGGCCACUAGCAAAGUUAAGGAAAAUAAUCUGUGAACUGCCAGGUGGUGUUCAUUUUUAGGCUAAUGAGGCAAGCUACUAGUGUUGAAAAUAAAGUGGUGACAAAGAACACAGGUUUACAUUGGAAACAAUACAAUAACAUUUUUUUACUGUCCUUCAAAAGCUGGUUUGUAGUUAAGGUGAACUUAAAAUGAUCGUUGGUGUGUUUAUAGCUUGAUUACAGCGUGGGAUGGAAGAAGCUGAAGGAAGUAUUUGGCAUUGCUGGAACUGUGAUGCGAGCCGAUAUAUUGGAAGAUAAGGACGGAAAGAGCAGAGGGAUUGGCACAGUUACCUACGAACAGGCAAUUGAGGCAGUCCAGGCAAUCUGUAUCCUUGAGUCAAAUUGAAACAUUGAAUAUUAAUGACCUCAUAUUUACACACACACAUUAUCUUUUUAAAUUGUACUUUGACGGUGUUUAUUCCGCUAUAUAAAGGCUAUGUGAAUUUUUUUUAUUCUUUAUUUUGUUGUGCAAAGGUUUGACAGGCAAGCAUUUCAUGCCACAACAGCAAAUACAGACAGUUCAAUAAGCAAAAUACUGUGGCAUGUAAUAGAACUGUACAUUUUUCGGUAAUAAAUAGGCUUUCUAUGUGAAUUUUACACAUAAAGUUUACAGCAAAAUGACAAAGUAAAUUACCAAGUUACAUUACGCUGAUGUUUGCAUGUCAUUGUGUCCCCCUGUAUGAGUGUCAUUCUAUGUAUCUGAAUAUUUUUGUAGAGUGGGGGGGUUGCUGUAAAUGGUGUUAUUACAUGUCAGGGAGUGUGGGGGGGUGCAGGGUCUAUGGAGCCCAAACAAAAUGCUUGCUCAUGGUCCUAUCAAUAUUAGACGGCCCUGGUGUAGUAAUACUUGUAAUGUAAAACUUCCUUGACUGACUGAUAGCUAUGUUCAAUGGCCAGCUGUUAUUUGACAGACCUAUGAUGGUGAAAAUGGUAAGCUUCUUUGUCAUAGACAAGUGAUUUUUCUUUUUAAUAUUUUUUCUUUUUUUUUUUUUAGUUGUUACUGAAACAUUACCUUUGUAUUUUAAGCAAACUUAAAUAUUUAACAGUCAUGCCACAAGUGAGGUUAGCAAAGAUUUAAUCAAGAGACUUAAUAUAAAACUAUGACAAGCAUGUGUUGUCUAGCAUCUCUUGCAGGAAUAUUUUUUAUUUUUUUUGUGUGUGUAUUUCUACACACUGAAUGGUCAGUGUGUCAAUGGGAGACAUUAACCAGAAAUUCUAUUUUUAGUUAACUGCUAAAACAUUAUAAAUACUGGUAUAGGCAGUGCUGUGAUGUAUUUGUGAAUUUCCAACUAUAUUUUGUAGGAUGAUAAAGCCAUGCCUAAAGGAGACAUGUUCCCUGCUGAUCGCCCUCCACAACUUCCACGUAAGUAAAUAACAGUGCAUUUGUUCAUCAUAUAUGUGCAUCUGAAAAAAUGUUUAUCCAUAGAUAUAAUUGGUGAACUUAAGCCAUGUUUGCCAACGGUGGCAUUCAAUAUCUGCUAAAAAGGCAGGCUCUAAAAGCAGGAAAGGAAACUAAAGGACUGGAAGGGUAGGAAGGAAAACUUACUUGAUUAGAAGUGAAAACCCAUAUGGUGACUUUUCUUUAUUUUAAUAUUGGCACAAACUGCUUGACUUUAACGGAGCGGAUAUGAAAGUAAAACUGACAUGGUGAUAUAACAGACAAAGAGAAGGGGAGAGGGACUUGAGAGAGGGCACUGAAAGAUAGAACUUUUGGAGGACUGAGCUGAAAGAAUCAUGAGUGGUAGAACAGGAAUCUAAAAUGAGUUUCACUUUAACAUUUUGUGGGAUGUCUGUAAAUGCAAUAACGUCAUGUUAAAAUAUAUAUUUUGUAGGUGGUCUUGGAGGCAUUGGGAUGGGUCUAGGUCCUGGUGGUCAACCAUUGGAUGCCAACAAUUUAAGAGGUUCAGGUGGAGGUCCUGGUGGUAAGUGACUUUGCUGAGAAGUAUUUAGAUGUGUCCUUGCAAAAUGCAUCCCAAAAAUUUUUACAUCCGUAUUUUAGUAACCAUGUCUAGGUAGCCAGACUUUUUUUUGCCAACAGCCAAGCUAUACAUUGCUGGUGACUUGCCAGCUUCAUAUACUUACCCGAGAAAAUGGUUUCCCAUGCAACAUUCUGCCUUGGCCAUGCCAGUUUAUACCAACAAUGGGCAGAGGUGAUAGGCCUAGAGCUGCCAGCUAACACUGCACUUGAAUUACUACCACUCACUUUUGCUCAAACUAAUGUGCAAGCAUUAGCCUGAGCUGCAGAGAGGGUGAGCGUCUGGGAAGACACGUUCAGUAUAUACGGUUUAUAAACCAAAAACAAAGUUUAACACAUAAUUUGUGGACUCCAUGCACUUCCCCUUUUAAAGGAAUAUAUAGGGUUAGGAAUACAAACCUGUAUUUUUAAUGCUAUGGUGCCACUGUCCCUAGUUCGAUACAAGUCUACCUUUUUUUUAUUUAAAUGAAAUUAAGAGAAAAGCUUUUACUGGUACUCUGCUGCUCACCUCUCCUCCUUCUGCAUUGUUAUUGCGGAGGAAUGGUAUAUAUCCUAUCCUAGUAGAUUAAGAUCAAAAAAAUCGAUAUUUUGCUAAGGAGUCCCUUUCUUUAUAGGCUUUUGUUUCUGUAAUUUUUAUAAAAAUUUUUACGAAGGCUCAAUAGUAACAUUUUCUUAUUGUGUAGGUUUGGGCAUGGAUUCCAUGAGCUAUGGAAUGAACAAAAUAGGUAAGUGCCUUUUACUAUGUACCUUUUCCUGCUCCCUCAAAGCAGGAAGUGUUGUGUCCCUUAGAUACAUAUAGAUAGAACUAUUUGUUUAUGCUCCAUAAUUCAGAAGUUUUAGUCCUCUUCCUUUGCCAACCUUUCAUUUUAGUGACUCUAAUUUGUAGGUAAUCUAGGAGACUGCCUUUUUUUUUUUUGGAUCAUUCUUAAAGAAUGUUUAUGGGUGUCCUGUGAGUGUGACUCUCUCUAUAAAGUACUUUGUUAACUUUGAAAUUUGCAAGUAUUGAAAUUAGCUGCAAUGACUAGCAAGUGCAAAGAAAGCAUAUUAAAAAGGAAAUGUCACUUCCUCAAUUCUAGCACAGUUAAAUAGCUUGGCUAUUUGUUGUGGGGGCGAAAAAAACUCUGCAAAGUGGAGUAGCACGUAUUAAAUAUUGGAUGUAAUCUGCAUAUCACAAAUAUAUGUAAAUGUAUUCAAACUAAAGAAGCAUACUUAAAAUACAUGAACUCAGUUCGUAAAAUUGUUUCCACAAGACAAUCGUGUGGAUUGCAUAAGGAUAUGAACUAUAUUUAUAGGCAAAUAGAACUUAUGGGGGUGGUAAAAAUCUGUCCAUUUACCCCAUGAUUAUCCUGGCUUAUAGGUUUUUACAGUUUUCUAUACCCUGUUAUCUCUGUGUGGCCAAAAUGUUAUGCACUGCCCGCAUUAAUUUAAGUAUGCUUCUUUAGUCUUAAUUUAUAUAUUUGUGCAAUUAUCUAAAAGACUUAAUAUAUUUCUUAUAAUCCUAAACAGAGGUGAAGCAGCAAAGAGCAGUCACUCUUGAAAUUUUAGUAUGGGUACACUGUUCCUGAGCAGGAAACAAAAGCAUAAUAAAUUGUGUAUUUUUUACUUGUUUAGAAAAAGUACAGUUAUUAUUUUUUUUAUAGAACUUGUCUUGAUCAUGUAUUAUAACUCUUGUAAAACUUUUAUAUCUGCUUUAGGUCUUGAAGGACCUCCUAUUGGUGGAAAUGGCGGUCUGAGCAGAUAUGGAUCAGGAAUGGGACUCGGCAGAAUGAAUGCUGGUAAGCUUUACAAAUAUCCACUCCUAUUAUUUGUAUUGAGGGGUAAACAGGCAGACUCAUUUUCGAUUUAAAUCUACAAAAUACAUUCCGGUAUAACUGUGCCAAAAAAAAUCUCCUCCUUUGGUGUCCAAAAUGUCUAUUCAAAGCCCAUGCUACUGUAAUAGAACAGAUAAUAUAUGGGAACACAAUUAUAUAUGUGUGUGUGUGUAUAUAUAUAUAUAUAUAUAUAUAUAUAUAUAUAUUAUAUAGUAAAACACAACAAAUUUUGAUUGUAAAUAACGUCCUAUUUGUAUUUAAGGGAAUCGUAGAAAAAUUUAUAUUGUAUAAUCUUUGGCUCAUUAACAUUACACAGUUGCAUAUACAAAGGCUAUGACUGUAAUCACAGAAGAAUUGACUUCUCUCAACUUCAUAAAAAUGGCAAAUAAAAUAUGUUGCUGCUUGAUAUAGUUUUAAAUGUUCUACUUAUCUUGCAAUAAUUUGUUGAUCCACAAUUGUUCAGUGCGCUUUAUAAAUGGAAUCUGCUUGGUACCAUUCCACUAGUUUACAACAAAUUCCAAGCAUGCGUUGCUAGUACCCUGGCUUUUUAAUGGGUCCCAGUCUUUUCUUUUCUUUUUUUUUUUUUUUUAAUUUUGUCCAAUUGGUGAUAUAGAGCAGUGUUACUGAACCCAUUACUGGUGGCUCACCAAAAGUCCAGGUUUUAAUAAAACAGGGAAAUACAUAAAUCCUCGAUUGUUGGGGAACUCUGCCAUACAGAACUUUUCUAAAUCUGCAAAGUCCUGGACCUAUAAAGGGGGAAACUGGUAUCUUCUGUCUAUUAUAUGCACCUAAAACAUUUUUGGGAUUAAUAGAAGUAUUCUACAUAUUUCAGUGUGCGACAUGUUAUAUAGGUCACUGCUUUCCCUUUUUUUUUUUUUUUUUAAAGGGACAUUGUAAACACUAAAGCCGCUAUUAUUAUUAUCAUCAUUUAUAUAGCGCCAACAGAUUCCGUAGCGCUUUACAAUAUUUAGCUUAAUGUAGUGUUUAUGAUGCAAAAAGUGUCACUGUGGUCUCACCAUUAUAAAUCUUGCAGUUUCUAAGGAAAUGCUGUCUUAUAUUUGUCACAAAGGACACUUAGUAGCUGUCACUCAGACAGCUGCUAGAGGUAGUUUGUUGCGUCCUGCAAUCUUUGCAUCACUUCCCAUAGAGAUGCAUUGAGUGAAUGAAUAUCUGUUGGCAUUCUAAUUGGCGCGAUGUUCCUUUUAAAAUCUUUUAUGGCUUAAAGAAAACUAAGGUAAGCUUGUUUCCAUAGACAACCAGAUGUGUCAACCCGAAGAUAACUUAUGAACUUGUGUGUUCUUCCUGAAUACGUAAUUGACUGUGAUAUCAGAUUAACCAUACAAAAGUUAAUUAUCAAAUAUGGAUAAAUAUAACUGUUUAUAUUUCAUGUGUUCAUAAACGGUCUCGUCUCCCUCUUUAGACAUUGACCGUGGAUUGACAGCUGGCUUUGACAGAAAUGAACUGAGUUCCUUAUCCAGAGGUUACAGUGACCCUAUUGAUAGAGGGUUAGGUAAGUUUUAUGUGUUUUUGUUUUCCUUGAAUUGUACGUAAAUAUUUUAAACCCGGUUAGCUUCAAAUGUUUACAAAAAAAAUUUGUGGACAAAAAUUGCAUAGUCUUAGUGAUUAGCACUGUGGUGCUUUUUAGUAUGCUUAAAUUGAGCAUUUUCCUUGUGCACUUUCAUGGUCCACAAAACAUUGGUUUUCUAGCCCCAUGCCGUAUACGGCAUAUAUUUUUUGUCUUAAUAUUAAAAUAAAUCACUAAAUCAGUGCUAUGGUAAAGUUUAUGGACAGAACAAUAUUUACACAUUAAAAUAACAAAUCCUCAGACUUUGGAAGUAUCCAUCACCAUAUCUUAAUACAUCUUUGCAUGCAUGACAAAUUAUGCAAGGUGAUCUUGUGAGGCAAUGGGGGGGGGGGGACACUGGGUGUGAAAGUGGGUAUUGUGAGAGGGCUUGACAAAAGAAUUGGAGCUUAUCUUAAAGGGACACUACAGCUUGUAUUUGUUUUGGUGAGUAGAAUAAUUCCCUUCAGGCGUUUUGCAGUAAACACGGUCUCUUUUCAGAGAAAAUGCAGUAUUAAUAGCCUAAGGAUACCUCCACUGGCCACUCCUUAUAUGGCUACUAGAGGUGCUUCCUCUGGCAGUGCUGCACACUGUGCAGCACUGCAUUCAGUUUUUCCAUCCUCUGCAUGCAGACACUGAACUUUCCUCAUAGAGAUACAUCUCUGAGGAGAUGCUGAUUGGCCAGGGCUGUGUUUGACUUGUGCUGGCUCUGCCAUUGAUCUGCCUCCUUGACAGUCUUAGCCAAUCCAAUGCCUUCCUAUGUUAUUGGCUUUGAUCACCACUUCUGAUAAUGUCAGCCAAGCAGGGAGAUCAGGGGCAGAGCAAGCAGCAGCAGACUGGAAUAAAGGUAAGAUAUAGAUAUAUAGAUAUAGAUAGAUAUCUCUAUCAAGGGGUGCUAGAUCGUGUUUUUAACACUAUAUAGAAUCUGGAAUACAUGUUUGUGUUCCUGACCCUAUAGUGUUCCUUUAACACAUUGUACAGUAAAAUAUAACCUGUUGGUUAUUUACUAAAGUAAACAUUCAUAGGAAUCCAAAGUGAAUUUCACAUUUAAUCUAAUAUGAUGGGUAAUCAAACAAAAUCAAGAUAAGAUUUUACUAUAUUUAGGGGGAGCCAGGGAGCUAGAUGGUGGUUUUAACAUUAUGUGGUCAGAAAUACAGGUUUGUGUUCCUGACCCUAUAGUGUUCCUUUAAGCUCCACCCUUUGCCAGUAUUGUCAAGCAAUUAAUCUACAUGGUAUGACUACAAGAGAUGUAUAGAUCAGAAAUUAAGAAAAUGGCAUAUAUUGGAAGAGAAAGAUAAGAGGAAAUGAUUAGAGAGAGGCAAGUUUGGGGCGACAGUUGCUUUAAAAGAGAAUGCAGCAUUACAUGGGGCAAAGGGUAACUCAAUAUGAGUGAUCAGUGUUUUAGUCAGUGCAGUAAUUCAUUUAAAUGGUUUCCCUUUAAUGUGCAGGGCUUAAAGGGUUGCCAGUUAUAUGCAGCCUAUGUUUAAAGCGGCUGUCACCAAUCCCAAAAGCGAAAAUUUCUUAAAGAUAAAAUCUUUAUGAAAUGCUCAUAAAGACUGUUGUAAUUUCACUGAAAUCUAGUCACAAUGUAUUUAAUACAAAGUAGGGUUUCCUACUUUUGACAAAAAAGGCAGAGCUACAGUUGUGAAGCUUUGUCAAGCCAUUGGCUGUAACUAAUGCUGUAUGAGGGGAAAAAGCUCUGUCUAUGGAGAAUCCCCUUUUGUUGCAGGAUCUUUCAUAGAUAUCACUGUUGUACUCUCACAUGUGCGAGAGGACAGCACUGAUGUUGGCUCCUGGCAGAUGAAGUGCUAGGAGACCAAGGCAGCUACGAGGGACAGGUUCAGGGAAGUAAAAUUCACCUGUCCCUUCAUCCUGCGGCCACCUCAAUGCAUAUUUUUUGCACUUUGCUGUUUAAAAAGACUUUGGAGGUGACACACUUUAAAAAUAACAGUGGAAACGGUAGAUUUGCCUUAGGUCGUUAUGCUUUAAAAUAUUUGAAUUCUGGCCUUUAAAUGAGUACAUUUGUAGCUAAGACCUCAUGUUACAGCUGUUGUAACUACACCAUGCACACAAAUCCUGCAAGUGAUCUCAUGCAUUCUGGAGAACACAUCAAAUAUAAAAGCAAAUGUAACCUAUUAAAAGAGGGUAGUGUCACAUGCCAAUUUACAUAUCAAUUUACAGAAUCAAUUUCCGGGAAAGCAAAGCCAGGGAGAACAUUGCAAAUGAGGAGCAGUAAUAGAAACUUGGUCUAAAGCACUUUCAUGUUAAAUGUUUUUUAUUUUUCUUUACAAAAAGAAAAUUAGGUUCUAAUUUUCAUUAUGUAUUUUCUUCAGCUUGACAAAGGACAGGGCUUAAGUCAUACUCCUUUGUCAAGACAAAUUAUGCCAUAAUAUGCUUGCCAGUCACAUCACUUGGGCUCACAUAUUGCAAGUUUAUAUAUGCCCAUUGCUGUAGAGAGCAGCAGAGAUAUGAGAUCAGACUAACUCAGAGGAAGGUAGAAAUUCAAUGUUUCUGCAUGGCUGAGGAAAAUGGCUACGGCUGGAAAAAUGAUCUGGCGCCAAAAGGCUAUAAAGAAGGAGGUAGACAAAAACUAAAUUGUUGGAACUCUGAGAAGAUAAAAUAAAAUAAAAAUUGCCAUUGACUGCUUUAUUUUUAUUUUUUUUCACCCCUCACAAAAAUGUUUACUUAUUCUGAUAUUUUAUAAUCCUGACAACAGUUCUCCUUUAAAUUACCACAUUUAUAGCUUCUCAAAGGACUACUAUAGUGCCAUGAAAACAAACUUGUUUUCCUGGCAUCCUGUAGUCCUUAGGUCCCACCCUCAUGGCACCCCUCCUACUGGGCUGAAGUGGUUAAAACCCUUUAUCCAGCGCCGGGCUCCCUCGGCGCUGAUGACAUCUUUUCCCCCUCUGACAUUGGCUCCCAAGUGAAACCUACUCAGUGCUUUCCUGUGGAUGCCAGCUUCUCACUGUGAUUUCUCUGAAACUUCUAUGUUUUCAGCUGCAGGGUUAAACCUAGAGGGACCUGGCACCCAGACCACUUCAUUGAGCUGAAGUGGUCUGGGUGCCUAUAGUGGUCCUUUAAAGAUUAAAAUGUGAUCCCUAAGGAUCCUAAGCUAGAAUAGAAUGUCCUGCUUAUUUUGAAAUUGCAGCUCAACACAGCCUUGAAUUUGUUAAAUGAAUGAAACCUCAGACUGCAUAAUAUAAAAUGUUUUUGUUUUUUUUAACCUGUGCCACCACUUUGAAUUGAAAGAAACCUGAACACAUUUUAACUGUAGAUUGAUUAAAUAGCUUAUAACAUUUACCAAAAGUCAGUGUUUGAAGAUGAUUAAAAAUAUUUACAAAAGUGUCUUUGUUGUUUUUGUUUUUUUUUGUUUCCCUUUUUUAAUUUAGGUUCUGGAGCAAGCAGUCUUGGUUCUACCAUUGAACGACUGAGCUCAGCCAUGGGGAGAGGGGGUGUAGACAGAGUAGGAUCAGACAUUGACCGAAUGGGGCUUGUCAUGGAUCGCAUGGGUCCUAGUUCAGAUAGGAUUGGCUCUGGUAUUGGUUCAAAUAUAGGUUCUUUAGGAAUGGAUAUAUCCACCAGCAUUGAUAGAAUUGUAGCUUCUAGUUUAGACCGGAUGAGCACUGGUAUUGGCUAUGGUGUGGACAGAAUGGGCUCUAAUAUGGAUAGAGUUGGCUCAAGCAUAGACAGAAUGGGGUCCAAUUUGGAUCGUAUUGGCUCUGGCAUAGAUAGAGUUGGUGUUGGAAUGGACCGUUUGGGUUCCUCAUCACUGGAUAGAAUGGGAUCAGGACUAGAUCGUAUGGGGCCUGUUAUGGACCGCUUACCACCAGUUGAUCGCUUAAAUGCUAAUUCUUUGGGCAGGGUUGGGUUAGAUCGCAUUGGCUCAGGCUCUUUGGACAGAAUGGGCGCAGGCCUGGGGAUUGGUUCUAGCAUGGGAUUAGGGAUGGGUUCAAACUUUGACAGGCCUAUGGACAUGGACCACAACAAGUUUGGAAGCAACUUUGGAGGAUCCUUUGGCGGAACUGGCAAUUCUCGUCCAGGUGCAAUGCCCCGGAAGGGAUGUCAAAUCUUUGUACGAAAUGUAAGUGAUGCUUUGUUUGGAAUGCUAUUUCUGCCUAUUCUUUUCCUGCCGUUGGGUCAUGCUGUGCUGUACUCCCGUGGGAGGGGCAGCUGUGACGGCUGCUUUAAUGAUUGCUAAUAAAAUGGGAACACUCAGGACAUAUUCAGCAAGACUAGCUUGAAAGACUACAUUUUGAAAGACUUGUGUUUUCCAUACUUUACCAUGUAAAAUUCAAAUAACUAUUUUAAGACUCCAUGAAAGCAGCUUUGCUCAUUUCAUAGAUACUCUUUAGGGCAGUUACUGUUUAGAUAAAGGUCACCAAGACCUGGUGUUCUGUGUUGGCUGUUAUAAUGCCACAAGCCUUUUGUGUCGAGGGCUGUUGUCAAAACUAAAGUACUGCAGAAUGUUAUAAAUGUCAAUAAUUGUUUGUUUUUUACUUUAUAUGUGGAAAUCCACACUGUGGUCCAUUCAGGAAUCCACUUGUCUAAGACAGAACUAAACUUGAUGUUCAUCAUGUCAAAUAUAUUAAUGUUCCAAUAGUUUUGUGGGUUUGGUAUAUCCUCUGGUGUUGACUUGAUCUUAUUCUCUCCUCCACAGUUGUCUUUUGACUGCACAUGGAAAAUGUUGAAAGACAAGUUCAACGAUUGCGGUAAGUUGCAAUUCUGCUUAUUUCUUAAAUAUGUAUUGAAAAAGCAUGGCUAUGGGGUGUUACUCCAAUCAAAGACAGUGUUUUGUAAUUUAUUUAUUUUUCGGGGUAUGAAAUCACUUGGGAGGCUGGGACAGCAUGUGCUGGAGGACUAGAAAAUGGAGGGGAUGGGGGGCUAUUGAGGGGGUCAGGGCAAUACCACCUUUGGUCAUCUGUUGGUGCUAUGCAUGCUGACUGAUGCAAAUAUCUGGAUAUAAUUUAGCCAGGCUGGACUGGUUAAUGAUGCAGAAAUUGAGUUAUAACUCAAAUAGCAAAAUUCCUUAACUCUGUCUAAAUACUGACUCUAAGCAUCAUGACUGCUUUAAAUUGCUGAAGUACUUUUGGUGCUUUGAAUAACCCGUUAUGCUUGUAUGAAGGGAAAUACAAAACAUUUUGCUUGUGGAUAUUUGUAAUUUUUAUGUAUACAAUAAUUUUGACGAACUAACUUUUAAACUUGGUUUACGGCAUCCUUUCAGGCCAUGUUGUGUAUGCUGAUAUAAAGAUGGAAAAUGGGAAAUCCAAAGGCUGUGGUGUGGUGAAAUUUGAAAGCCCAGAAGUAGCUGAAAGAGCAUGCCGCAUGAUGAAUGGAACCAAACUUGGAGGAAGAGAAAUUGAUGUCCGAAUGGACAGAAAUGCGUAGAUGGGGCUUUCUUAUAGCCUUUGUUAAAUCAUUUUUUUUUUUUUCCUCACUUUUUUUUUAUGUAAGAAUCGCUGCUGUAGGGGCAGACACGUUCCCACUAUGUUUAAUUUCUGUUUUAAUUUACCAGUUUAAAUUUUAUUGUGACCAGUGUGCACAUAUUUUGUAGUUGUAAAAGUAUGUUCAUUUUUGUGAAACUACAGAAAUAAAAAAUACAUUUUUAGAAAGUUUCUUUAAAUUGUCAAUAUCAUAAAUGACCUGACCAUAAGCAUGUCUCUAGCUUUAUAUUUUGUAUCAUUUAAUCAUAUGCAUGGUUAGGUUUCAAUUAAAAUAUUAAAUUUAACAUCAGUAAA
Messenger RNA from Pelobates cultripes (western spadefoot toad), 22027 nucleotides. The record is from the annotation of a GenBank genome assembly. Lineage: Eukaryota; Metazoa; Chordata; Amphibia; Anura; Pelobatidae.